AUGACCGAUCUCUCACAUACAGAGGAAGAAGCGAUGUCAGAGACCGCCGAGCACGGAGGAACAAUCGACUUGGAGCGAUCUAAGGCUGAGGACGAAGAAGACGAUUACGAUGAUGACGAAGAAGAUGAUACUUCGCCGGAGCUGACGACGGCCCAAUCAUUUUUUUGGCCGCCGUCAUCGGCGAAUUUCGAGAAAGAUCGGCACUUGGUGUACCUGCAGAUGAUGUACGAGCUGCUUCCGGAUCAUUAUCAAUCGCAGGAGAUCAAUCGCCUCACACUCGCUCACUUCAUAAUCUCAGGCCUCCACUUUAUUCGCGCAAGAGAUCGUAUUGACAAAGAUGUCAUUGCAAACUGGGUUUUGUCCUUCCAGGCCCUGCCUAGUAACAGAGCUGCACUGAAAAAAGGCGAGUUCUACGGUUUCUACGGUUCACGGAGUUCUCAGUUUCCCGUAGACGAGGAUAGGGUUUUAACUCACAACAAUAGUCACUUGGCAAGCACUUACUGUGCCUUGGCCAUUCUCAAGGUCAUUGGGCAUGACCUCUCGACCAUCGACUCUGAAACAUUGUUGUUGUCCAUGAAAAACCUCCAACAGGAUGAUGGAAGCUUCAUGCCUAUCCAUACUGGAGGCGAGAUGGAUCUCCGUUUUGUAUAUUGUGCUGCUGCAAUCUGUGACAUGCUGGGUGAUUGGGGUGGAAUGGACAAGGAGAAGGCUAAGAACUACAUAUUGAAUUGUCAGUCAUAUGAUGGUGGCUUUGGUUUGAUCCCUGGUUCUGAGUCUCAUGGUGGUGGUACUUACUGUGCUAUUGCAUCUCUUCGAUUGAUGGGGUUCAUUGGAGAUGAUGAUCUGUUGUCAAAUGGUUCAGGCCAUUCAAUAAUAGACUCUUCUUUGCUUCUCAACUGGUGCCUGCAGAGACAAGCCAGUGAUGGUGGGUUUCAAGGUAGGACUAACAAGCGGAGCGACACAUGCUAUGCAUUUUGGAUUGGAGCUGUCCUUAAACUCUUAGGAGCAGAUGCAUUGAUCGACAAAGUUGCUCUGCGCCAAUUUCUACUGACUUGUCAGUCCAAGUACGGUGGGUUCAGUAAGUUUCCUAGAGCUUUACCGGAUCUGUAUCAUUCAUACUACGGUUACACGGCUUUUAGUCUCUUGGAGGAACCGGGCUUGAGUCCUCUAUGCCCUGAGCUUGGGUUACCACUGCUUGCAGCCUCGGGAAUCUAA
Messenger RNA from Thlaspi arvense, 1215 nucleotides. NCBI's taxonomy places the organism in Eukaryota, Viridiplantae, Streptophyta, Magnoliopsida, Brassicales, Brassicaceae. The record is from the annotation of a GenBank genome assembly.